UUGAUUUCCCGUUUGUAAUUCCUCUCUCCCCCAAAUACCAUGCCGAUGCGGCGCCAUCUCGACCUCACCCGCGCCGCCAUGCCGCCGCGGCGCUGGCCGGCGGCGCCGCCUCCCGCCUGCGCCUUCUCCGCCGCGGCGCCGUCCGCCAAAACCACCGUGCAGCUCGCCCACCUCGCGCACCUCCCGUCCUCCCUCCCGCCGCCGUCCCACUGCACCGUCACCCCGCCCGUGCAGCCCUGGCCGCGCCGCCUCACUCCCCGGAGCUUCUCCCGCCUCCUCCUCCGCCUCCCGACCCCUCAGCUCGCCGUGCUCGCCUUCCGCCACGCGCUCUUCCGCGCCACGCCGCCCCUGCCCCCAUCCAUCCCCGUCUUCGCCGCGGUGCUCUCUCGCCUCGCCGGCGCCCCCCCGGACCUGCUGCCGCCGGUCCUCUCCGCCCUCCGCGCCGCCCGCCUCCCGGCCUUCUCCGACCGCGCCUUCCUGCCCCUCCUCCGCGCGCUCCCGCCGCUCCCCUCCCUCCGCCUCUUCCUCUCCCUCCCGUCCUUCAACUCCCACCCCUCCGUGCGCUCCUUCAACGCGCUCCUCCACUCCCUCGUCGCCGCGCGCCGCCUCCGCCUCGCCGCCGCCCUCUUCCGCGCCGCGCCCACCAAGUUCUACAUCACGCCCGACCUCGUCUCCUGCAACAUUCUGCUCAAGGGGCUCGUCGGCGUCCGCGACCUCGAUGCCGCCCUCAAGGUUCUCGAUGAAAUGCCCGGGUGGGGGAUCGUCCCUGAUGUCGUCACCUACACGACGGUUCUCUCCGCAUACUGUGCCAAGGAGGAUCUCAAGGGCGCACAGAAGCUAUUCGAUGAUAUUAUUGCCGGUGGGCGUGUGCCAGAUGUUACGAUGUACACGGUGCUCAUCGGUGGGUACUGCCGGACCGGGAAGAUACAGGAUGCAGCUAGGAUUAUGGACGAGAUGGAGGCAGCUGGGGUGCAGCCGAAUGAGGUUACGUAUUCAGUCGUGAUUGAGGCAUGCUGUAAGGAGGGGAAAUCUGCCGAGGCGUGCAAUCUAAUGGGCGAGAUGCUUGGGGCAGGUUACACACCAGACACACCACUGGCUGCUAAGGUGGUCGAUGUGCUGUGCCAGGACGGAAAGGCAGACGAAGCACACGGAAUGUGGAGAUGGAUGGUGAAGAAGAACGUCCCACCAGAUAACACAAUCACGAACACACUGAUCUAUUGGUUAUGCAAGAGCGGAAUGGUUCGGGAGGCAAGGAAGCUGUUUGAUGAGCUCGAGAAGGGGUACAAGCCAAGCUUACUGACUUAUAACUCGCUUAUUUCCGGAUUAUGUGAAAAUGGGAAGUUACAAGAGGCUGGGCAGGUGUGCGAUGACAUGGUUGAACGGAGAUAUGAGCCAAAUUCCAUGACUUACGAGGCCUUCAUCAAGGGAUUUUGCAAAAUUGGGAAACCAGAUGAAGGGGCCGCAGUAUUUACUGAGAUGGUGACCAAAGGGUGCACCCCAAGCAAGGUUCUUUACCAAGUUUUGGUUGAUAGCCUUUCUGAGCCAAUACACGACGAUAUUAUUGGCAAAAUUGUUCAAACUGCUGCCUUAAGUGGUGGGGAUUUCUUGGAUGGGGAUUCUUGGGAGCUCUUUAUCAGGAGAGUGUUAGAUACUAAGAGUGAUGCUUGGAACAAGCAUCUCAACUCAGUGCUAGAUACAUAACCAUAAGGUGUGGUGUGCAGACUAUGGCUGAAAGCCCCAAACUGAUCAUUGUAUUCUGAAUAAAUUUCUCAAGGAAGUUGAUGCCUUGAUGCCACUAGUCUUCCACUGUAACAACUAACAACUUCUCUGGAAACGUCUUCCACUAUAACUAACAUGGUCAGUAGCACACUGAUCUAUUGAUUGUGCAAGAAUAGAAUGUUUGUGAAGGUGAGGAGGCUGUUUGAUGGGCUCAUGGAGGGGUCCAUAUCAAGCUUUUUGAUUUGUAGCUCACUUAGUAUCAAAUUGUGUGAAAAUAGGGAGUUACAGGAGGCUUGGGUCAUGUGAAAACUGUUCAGAUUACCGUCGCAAGAAUAAGAUUGGAGAAUAUUUGAGGCACUGGAGCUGCUAAUUGUUAGCAACAAAACUUUCUGGAUGAAUAGUGUAGAGUUAAAUGGUGUUCUUGGUUGCUCAGCUAAAACCCCAUUAUUACUCUGUAUUCAGUUCUCAUUUCCUUGUCAUUGCCUCUGCAACUCAGAUCUUCCUGGCACAUUGUAUUUCUGCAGUGUAGAAGAGGAUGUGGUCCAUGGCUUGCCCUAUAUUGAAGUACUUUGUGAGAGACCUUCAAUCCUCAUGGUCACUGGUGGAAACUGCUGGGCUGUGGUGAGGGAAGGGAAAGGCAACAGAGAGGAAGAUGGCGGUGAUUCUGACGACCAUUUAGAGUUAUCUCUGGCGGUAUUGUUGUUGAUGAUGAUAGUGUAUUCCUCUUAGUUUUGUGAAACAUAUGUUAUAAAAAGGUCCCUAGUGAUCAGAAGCACGUAUAUGAUUCUGCUCCCUGUCAGCAGCUCAGCUCUUGCUUCAACCUGAUGAAUUGCUCUUGUAAGCUCAAUGUCGUAGAAGCUUCCCACGGAUUUAUCUCAACUACAGGAGGAACUGGGACUACUAGACAUGAGGAAAUGGUCACGUAUACACUGGGCACCCCUCAACAAAUAUACCCUUAGCAGUGGGGCAAGAAGCCAGGGGGCAUCCAUCCAAGUCAUUGCCCCACCAGUUCAAACUGAUGUUCUCCAAGCCUAGGCACAUGUAAAUUAACACGGCCAUGAAUGCCAAACCAGCAUCUAGUGCACCUGAAAGCAGAUAAUUGUGUCGCUCCCACCAGUCACGCCGGUAUCUAUAGACCACAUAGCCUGACAAAAACCCAACAAAUAUCCAUGUGAUGUAGUUGACUGCAGUGGCGGGGGGCAUCUGUCCGGGGGAACCAAUCAACACGGGCAUGUUGAUAAGCAAGAUCCAGUUCUGGCCUGGGAAUGCCUUGUGUGCAAACCAGACAAGGAGUGGGGCAAUGGCUGCCCCCAAGAAGAACCAGUUCACUGCCGAGUAAGUUCCUAAGUCCCCAAAUAUUCUGCGUGGGCUAAUGAGACCCCAUAUGACUGAUGCGCCGUAGAACACAUCACCGGGGCAGGUCCAAGGGCUGCCUGCUGGGAGGAGCUCGGUGUCACAGAUGUUGGGGAUUUAGUCCAUCAGCCACCAUGCUGUUCCAAGGUACACAAAUGCUGCAAUCAGAGUUCCGACCACCUGCCAUGUUUCAAGAAGUUGCUUAGUGACACAAUACAACAUGAGCACUUGUGCAGUAGAAAUGACAGAGCAACUAUAUGAGUAGAAGCUUUACCUGAGCCAUGAACAUGGUCCUUGGGGGAAUCUUCAUGUAGUGGCCCAACUUAAAAUCUUGCAGAAACGUCAGAGCUUGGCUCAUGCUGAUGUAGCCAUAUACCUUGAAGCACAUAUUCGCGACGGGCCGUCCAGGGUACAGGUACCCCAUGAUGUACUCUGUGAUGAUGUUCAAUCCUGGAUUCUGCAUAUAACGAAAGAAUAAAAAAUCAGGGAACUGGUGGUCUGGAGUUGUAUGACAUGAUAUGCAAUUUGUCAAAUUGCGUACCUGGUUCGUAGUUGCUGUGAUAAUUCCAAUUGGGAGGGUAAAGAAAAAGGCAAUGGCACAUGCCAGCAGUACUCCCCACCAGGGCAGCUGGAGUUGCUCGAUGUAGUAUUCACAAGCAAAUACAGUUACAGCAAUAUUAACAGUAAGGAUGCAGAUGAACCACCACUCGGGCACCUGCUUAUAUCUCCUCAUAAGCUUUGUAUAAUUUUACCUUCCGUGGAAGAGGAGGACAUGGACGAUCGUCGCGGUAAGGGAUGCAAAACCAACACCGUACGUGACGGCGAAGAAGGUGCUGAGGUACAGUGGACCGUUCUUCUCAUAGGCCUUCGUGUCGAAAUGGAACUGGGAGUCCACGAUGCUCGUGAUGUUGUACUUCUGCCCGGUCUCGGUGAAGAGCCCAUCGGAGAAGAUGGGGAAGUUCCGCGCCUUGUAGAAAUUAAACCAGUACGCGAUGGGCAUGAUCACGUACAUGAUGAUGAAGAAUCCUGCGGCGACGUUGGCGGUGGCGAACCAGGGGCUGGCGAGGGGGCUCCCGAGGUAGGAGGAGACGGAGGCCCAGUCGAGGCCGAUGGAGCCGAUGCCGAGGCCGUAGAGGCCCGAGCCGAGCUGCUGGGCGAACACGGAGUUGGGGAACACCCAGCAGAUCCAGGAGAGGGAGGUGAGCAUCUGGAACAGGUAGCCGGGGAAGAUGUAGUAGACGAAGCUGCAGAUGAAGGCCACCAGGAAGAACUGGCUGCGUGUGAAUCCGCCUUUGUUCUGCACCUCCUUCUCGUGGAGUGCCCUGCUCGGAAUUUCCAGAGUUUCAGAGAAUGGUUCGAAUUCGAAUCCGCAGGUUGCCAUCUUUCCUUGAGAGAGACAAAUGGAAUGGAAUUUCUCUCCAGUUUUGUACAAUCUUACUGAAGGGGAAGACAUCAUCUGUGCAUGAUCAUUUCUCUCCUACCAUCAUGGGGCGCAUGUUAAUUAGCUCACAGUGUCUUCUCCUUGGGAUUGACACAGGAGAUGAAAUUCCUCUCCUAUUUUGUUUGUACAAUUUAUGUUGAUGAAAGGAAGACAUUUCUCCUUGGUUCCUCUAUGGAGGGCUAUUAUUCUAUUGUCAUGUUGAUUGUUGAGAGAUUAAAAGGGGUUGGAUAUAACCGAAGCCAGAUGCUGGAAGGCUGUAGAUCCAGCUUGGUCAAAUGAUAUGGGAUCUUCCCAUCAAUUUUCUUUUCGUCA
Triticum urartu is the source of this 4825-nucleotide messenger RNA. Lineage: Eukaryota; Viridiplantae; Streptophyta; Magnoliopsida; Poales; Poaceae. The record is from RefSeq and is a predicted model, not a curated record.